GCCUGUUUGUCGCUCCCGUUCGAGGCGUUUGACCCGAACAACGUAAGUGGGUGUCGGCGGGCAACUUCUCGCUGCUGCUGUGUUGCGGACCGUUUCUGGCAACAACCACUUACACAGCCGGACUGGAGCAUGACCCAGUGUUGCCUGCUCACCAAGUCGAUAUCCUGUUCGGCCGCGGAUGGAAGAUGCCCCCAGCCCAGACUUUCCUGACACGCACACAUCCACGCCCACACACACAUGACUGUCUAUCUGGCACGUAUCUGCGUCUUCGCUGCUGCCGCUGCCGCCGUGGCCGACAACGUGUGCCUCUUUUUCCUUAUCAUCUCCACUAUCGUCCUGCAGAUUCCCCGCCUUCCUCCCUCCCCCCUCUCUUCCUGCAACACGUUGUGCGCCAGGAUGCGUUGGUUGUUGGUCGGUUCGUCAAGCUCUUGUUUCCAGCUCCGUUUUUAUUUUCCCUUGGUUUUUUCCCCCGCAUCCGCGCCCAGCCCAGUCACAAACGAGCGCGCACGCGUGUGUGUGGGUGUGGGGGUGGUGGUAAGUCCAAAAGUGUCAUUGGGGUUGAGAGAUAUCUUGAGACACGCACUGAUGGGGCCGGUUUCCGGGAUCUUUGUGGGGGUGGGAAGGGUGUGUGUAAUCGGGCAACUCAAGAGCACCAUUGAUUCGCGAUGUGAUGAUGAUGACCGGAGGCAGUGGAGUUCGGACCGCCGCAGACGGGCCCUCAUGAGCAGGAGAAAAUAAACCGUGAGAGCGU
Messenger RNA from Microdochium trichocladiopsis, 751 nucleotides. RefSeq lists its product as uncharacterized. Bases 238 to 738 code for a protein of 166 amino acids. Lineage: Eukaryota; Fungi; Ascomycota; Sordariomycetes; Xylariales; Microdochiaceae. The record is from RefSeq and is a predicted model, not a curated record. The transcript has a single exon.